UUUUUUUAUUACCUACCUUGUGAUAAGGCGGUUGUUUAAAAAAAUGAUAAAAAUAUUAUUCCUAUUAUUUAUUUUACAAAUUGAAGUUGCUUAUAACGAUCAAAACAUUCCAAUUGUAGUAACAACUUGGAAUUUUUUAAACUCAACUAUUAGAGCAUGGGAUAUAUUGCAAAAUGGCGGGUCAGCAUUAGAUGCAGUGGAGCAAGGUGCUACUGUGUGUGAGGAGCAGCAAUGCGACAGAACCGUUGGCUUCGGCGGCAGUCCAGACGAGGACGGGGAAACUACUCUAGAUGCACUUCUUAUGGAUGGUAAAACAAUGAAUGUUGGUGCAGUGGCAGCCCUUAGAAGGAUCAAGAGUGCUAUAUCAGUAGCAAGACAUGUACUAGAGCAUACAACGCACUCCAUCCUGGUCGGGGACCAGGCAACAGAUUUUGCCAAGCAGAUGGGCUUCCAUGAGGAGACACUCACCACUGCUGAAUCUAAGAAACUCUGGAUGAAGUGGCACAAUGAAAAUCAUUGUCAACCUAACUUUUGGGUGGAUGUCACCCCAGAUCCAAGUAAACACUGCGGUCCAUACAAACCAGUGAUACAUGUAAAACCCAGAAAAUACACUGGACCCCAUGUGGACCAGUAUAACCAUGACACUAUUGGCAUGGUGGCUAUAGAUCAGAAUGGUGACGUAGCAGCUGGAACAUCUACUAAUGGAGCUAAAUAUAAAAUUCCUGGAAGAGUGGGCGACUCCCCGAUUCCUGGUGCAGGCGCAUACGCAGAUAACGCAGUGGGCGGCGCGGCGGCCACGGGUGACGGGGAUCUUAUGCUGCGAUUUCUACCCAGUUUCGUAGCAGUUGAGGAAAUGCGGCGCGGCACCCCUCCUACUCAAGCGGCGCAAGCGGCGAUAGGGAGGAUCCGGACCCACUAUCCCGACUUCAUGGGGGCUGUAGUAGCCUUGUCAAAAGACGGAGAAUACGGAGCUGCAUGCAACGGAAUAGCGGCAUUCCCGUUUUAUGUCCGGGACCGUAAUCAUUCAAAAAGUGGACCAGUCAUAGUAGAAUGUUAAAUAUGUUGUUAAUAUUAUUAUUUUAUUAUAUAUCGUUUGGUAUUAUA
Pectinophora gossypiella (pink bollworm) is the source of this 1104-nucleotide messenger RNA. Its product is annotated as N(4)-(Beta-N-acetylglucosaminyl)-L-asparaginase-like. NCBI's taxonomy places the organism in Eukaryota, Metazoa, Arthropoda, Insecta, Lepidoptera, Gelechiidae. The record is from RefSeq and is a predicted model, not a curated record. Gene Ontology annotation, molecular function: N4-(beta-N-acetylglucosaminyl)-L-asparaginase activity. The coding region runs from base 44 to 1057 and encodes 337 amino acids. Gene Ontology annotation, cellular component: lysosome. Gene Ontology annotation, biological process: protein deglycosylation. The transcript is spliced from 6 exons.